GAAGCCAUGAAUGUGUCGGGAGUCAACACGGUGACUGAAUUCAUACUCCUGAGUUUUCCCUGCUCUAGAGAGGUUCAAGUCCUCCUCUUUGUGCUCUUCUCUGUGUCCUACAUCCUGACACUGAUGGGGAAUGGGGCCAUUGUCUUUGCAGUGAAGCUGGAUCACAGACUCCACACUCCCAUGUACACUCUGUUGGCCAACUUCUCGUUCCUGGAGAUGUGUUACAUCAACACCACCAUUCCCAAUAUGUUAAGGAACUUCCUGUCUGAGACCAAAACCAUCUCUUUCACUGCCUGCUUCCUCCAGUUCUACUUCUUCUUCUCCAUGGGCAUUACUGAGACCUUCUUACUGCCCCUCAUGGCUUUUGAUCGAUACUUGGCCAUCUGCCGACCUCUCCACUAUCCUACCAUCAUGAGCAGCCGUCUCUGCAUCAACUUGGUUGGCCUCUGCUGGGUAACAGCCUUCCUCUGUUAUCCAGUCCCUAUCUAUUUCAUCACACAACUCCCCUUUUGUGGCCCCAAUAUCAUUGACCACUUUGUCUGUGAUCCUGGUCCUUUACUGGCCCUGUCCUGCAUCCCUGCCCCUGGAAUUGAGCUUUCCUGUUCUAUAUUGAGCUCUCUUAUUAUUUUUAUCACCUUCUUCUUUAUCCUUUGGUCCUACACCCUGGUUCUCAGAGCAGUGUUGCGUGUCCCUUCAGCCGCUGGCAGACGUAAGGCCUUCUCCACCUGUGGUUCCCACCUGGCUGUGGUAUCUCUGUUCUAUGGAACCAUCAUGAUGAUGUACAUCAGCCCAACCUCUGGAAAUCCAGCUGGGAUACAGAAGAUUGUAACCUUGCUGUACUCAGCAGUGACUCCACUUGUAAACCCACUGAUCUACAGUCUCCGGAACAAGGACAUGAAGAUUGCCUUGAGAAAAAUUCAGAUGUUUACAAAAACUGGCCAAAGCAAACAAGAGCUCAUGAGUGGACCAAGAUCAUAA
Molecule: messenger RNA, 978 nt
Organism: Cervus elaphus (red deer)
Lineage: Eukaryota; Metazoa; Chordata; Mammalia; Artiodactyla; Cervidae
Product: olfactory receptor 11H6-like
Exons: 1
Coding region: 7-978 (323 amino acids)
Biological process (GO): G protein-coupled receptor signaling pathway
Cellular component (GO): membrane
Molecular function (GO): G protein-coupled receptor activity; olfactory receptor activity
Source: RefSeq, a predicted model, not a curated record